Gigantopelta aegis is the source of this 2159-nucleotide messenger RNA. RefSeq lists its product as uncharacterized. The transcript has 8 exons. The record is from RefSeq and is a predicted model, not a curated record. NCBI's taxonomy places the organism in Eukaryota, Metazoa, Mollusca, Gastropoda, Neomphalida, Peltospiridae. The coding region runs from base 502 to 1257 and encodes 251 amino acids.
GGUGUGUGGGGACCAUGGGGUUCUUCUGUGCCUGGUCGCUGCAGUGUGACGUGUGGUAGUGGAUCAAGACCAUGGACGCGUACUCGUGUGUGUAAUAACCCUGCACCAAAGAAUAAUGGACGCUUCUGUGUGGGGAGUGACACUUUGACUGGCACAGAACGCUGUGGAACUGACCCAUGUCCAGGUCUGUGUAGUGAUCCAAGGUGUUGGGUACAAAUUACACCCCAGGGACUGUGACAAGUUUAUCCAGUGCUACUACAAUCCAAACGGUCAGACCACUGGAGUUAUCCACUCUUGUCCCUUCGGACAGUACUGGAACCAGGAUAUUCUUCGCUGUGACCAGGCCUGCAGUGUCGAUUGUCCUCUCGAAAAAUGCAAAGGUGACUGUGUUGCCGUGGCUACUGGACGUGUGUCAACGGAAAGUCAGAGGCUGCGAGUUGUCCAGUCGGGUUUGCCUACGUUGAGACCAAAGGCUGCUUGGUAGACUUUACCUGUAGGGACAUGUGUCCAACCAUCUGCACUGGCAAAGAGGUGUGUAACGUGCGUCCGUGGUGGAAUGACACACACAAGUACGAGGAAGGCGGUGGAGACAAUGGGUGGAGAGCAUCAACGUGUAAAAAGAGCAGCCUCUACUUCGACAUCGUCGGCUGUCAGUGCUCAAAGGCUGCCACUAAAGUUUGUGACGCGGUAAUGACGAUGGAUUUCUCCGACCCCGGUCGACUGACGACUGCACCAGGGGUCACGGUCACGACGAACAACGUGACCGUCAUGAACGGCGUGGCCAUGUUCUCGAGUCACGGUCUGAUUCGUACGAGCGUGUCGCUGGUGGAGGCCACGGGCGGGUAUCCCGUCACUGUACGACUGAGUUACAAGGCGACGAGCCGUGACAGACAGGUCCUCGUUAAGAGUCCGCUGUGUAGGAUGGUCGAAUCAUCGUCGCUGGUCGUCACCGUGAAUGGCAACGAUGUCGUACUGGAGAUGAAGAACUGGUUUGGUACAGCCAUGUCCAUGAGAGUUCCCACUGAUGACUUCAAGACUGAUGAAUGGAAACAGGUGUCAUUCGUAUAUGAUGGGAAGUUCGCCACUGGAAGAGUUUCUGGUGAUAAGGUGACCUACAUAUUCAAAAGCUUUGCACCCAAAAUCUCGAUCGCUCAGUGUGGUCUUGAUUUUGGAACCGAUGAAAAGAAGGGAGCAUUCACAGGAGAAAUGGACAAGAUUGGUGUAUACCAGUGUAACCCGUGGACUCCUGUGUAUUGAUGAAGGACACCUUUAAUGUUCAACUAACAGUGUUAUUUUAGAUCAUGUAAUUUUAUCAUUAACUGAAGUGUGGUGUCUAACUGUUAUAUGCUGCACAUUUUUAGAAUAUUAAUUAGUUCAAGUAAAUGUAGACUUAGUUGCACCAAAAAGAAAAGAAAAAAAUCAUAAUGCUUUUACAUUUAUGGAAAUUUAAUACUUUAUCUUAAAAAGCUAUCAUAUCUUAGGUCAUUUUCAUUCUUAAUGAUUCUCAUUACCGUAGAAUGUGCUUUUCCACAUAAAAGUGUUUUAAAAAUCACAUCCGCUUUAUGCCAUUUUUAUUCUUAAUGAUUCACAUUACCUAAGAAUGUUCUUUGUUACAUAAAUGUGGUUUUAGAAAUCUAAUAUUUUUUUAUACCUUAUGUAGGUAAUUAAAUAUUGAUAAUUUAAAACCCUUUUCUCACAAAGUUGUUCUAAAACUUGUUAUUAAAUGACUUUAAUCAUAAGACUAAUGUUGGAAUUGAAGAAACAAUCGGGUCCCAGUAUAUCUGCUACAGUGACAUUACACUGCAGCUAGGAUAUUUAAUGUUAAUACACAGUUUGCGAAGAGAUAUAUCAAAGGUGGGAUUUGCGACAACCAUUUGGCUGAACUUGCCCCUGGCCAUGUCACAGUUAAGAGAUGUCACAGAUGGGAUCUGGUUUUGUCACAGUCAUGGUGUGUGAGAUGUCACUAACAACCAAUUAAACCUCCUGGAUCCACUACUUAUACUGCAUACUCUACAUGUACACAUUUAUUUUAUAGAAUAUAUUUUUUAUACGUUUUUUCUAUAAAUUGAUUUGUAUAACCAGUAUUUCACAAAUAUAUGCAAUAAUGCUCACUGCGAUUCUUAUGCAAUUAAUUGUUGAAAAUAAAAUAAAUUGUAAUA